Molecule: messenger RNA, 4133 nt
Organism: Chironomus riparius
Lineage: Eukaryota; Metazoa; Arthropoda; Insecta; Diptera; Chironomidae
Source: the annotation of a GenBank genome assembly
UCUCUCUCAAGAUUGAGAAUUUUUAUAAAAAAUAACAAUAAUCAUGAAAAAAGUUUCUCUUACGCGAAAGCGAAUGGUUAAUUGAGCUUAGUUCAUUGUCAAAGUAAAAAUCGUCAAAGGCAGUACUCUUAUAGAUUUAGUGGCAUACGACUUGGUGCUUAUUUUUUGCUGAUUACGAAAAAAUAGUUUAAAUUAUUUUUUCUUCAAUGUGAAAAAAUUGGCAAAUUGUUAAAAAUUGAAUGUUUAUUAUUUGUGUGAUGUUGAGCAGAUAAAGAAUUGCAAAACGAGAAAAUUAUGCUAAUUCAGUCGAGACUAAUCGAUUAAUUGCUCUAUUCCGCAAUAUCUUUCAUAAAAUUUGCAAGUGCUAUAGUUCAAAGGAAAUAAUAAUUAAAAAAAUUAUCAAAAUUAAAAAAGAACAAAUUGAAAAAAUUUGGAAAAAUGUCGGAGGGUAGUGAACCUGAUCCAUCAGAGAUUGCAAUUGAGAAUCUUUAUCCGGCAUUAUUAUCAUGCUUUGCAAUUAUAACUGUCGGUUAUAUAGCGGCUCGAAUGAAUGUUGUAACAAACACGGGUGCAAAAGGUUUUCAUACAUAUGUCGGUACAUUCGCAUUGCCUUCAGUGAUAUUUCUCUCGUUGUCGGAAGUAAAAUGGGAAACUGUAAAUUGGAAGUUCCUUUUUGCCAUUUUCACAUCAAAGUCAAUCGUCUUUUUUGCAGUAAUGCUAACGGCAUUGCUAGUUGUAAGGCCUAUGAAUUUAGGAAAGAGUGGAAUCCUUGCAAUUUUCUGCACGCAAAGUAAUGACUUUGCUAUUGGUUUUCCAAUUGUCAGUGCGCUUUAUUCUGAUAUUCAUCCAGAAUAUUCAGCAUAUAUCUAUCUUAUGGCACCAAUCUCCCUUGCUAUACUUAAUCCAAUAGCUUAUGUUAUGAUGGAAGUAACAAAUUUACAAAUUAGAAAUAAAGAGCAAAGAAAUAGUCCAGCUACAUCACCAAUGAGAUGUCCAGAAUCAGAGGCAUCAGAAACACAAAGCAGAAGAAAAAUAUUUAAAGGAAAAUUCCUUGUCAUCAUCCAUACAUUAAAAUCAAUUUUUCUUAAUCCAAUUCUUUUAAUGACAUUACUUGGAGUCAUUGGAAGUGUUGUCUUUAAGAAUGGAGUUCCCGUGUUCAUGUCAAGUAUUUUACGGACAUUUGGAAAUUCAUUCGCAGCCUCUGCACUAUUUUUACUCGGUGUAAGAAUGGUGAGUGAUGGGAGUCAUGUGAAGGGACCUGGAUUUUUAUUGCCUGCUGUUUUAAUCAUUGUGAAACUGCUGGUCUUACCACUGGUAAUUCGACAGACAGUCAACAUAAUAAAUGCAGGCAGUAAUUUCACUGAAACGACUGAUUUAAGCACGUUUGGUUUUUUGUACGGCACAUUUCCUUCAGCACCAGGUGCUUUUGCUGUGGCCACACAUUACAAUACAGACAUUGAUUUGAUUGCAUCGUCGAUGGUCGCAUGUACAUUUGUUUCGGCUCCUCUCAUGUUUAUUUCAGCAAAAAUGAUAUCAAUAACAAAUUUAAAUCCGCAAGAUUAUUUGAAAGAAUACGACAGUAUAGCAUUUGAUCUAUCAAUUUUUUCAUUGUGUGCAGCAGUUUUCGUUUUAUUGUUAUUUACUGUCACGAAAAAAUUUAAACGUCUCCCACAUCGCAUAACGUGCUGCUUAUUGCUAUCACAAAUGAUUGCAUCAAUUGGUAUCAUUAUGUGGUCAAAGCUUGAACAAGACAUACCAUGGAAGAUGUACCUGCAAUUUAGUUUCUUUACGAUUGGACAAUAUUCAUCGAGAUUGUGGGCUGCAUUUUUGGCAAUAACAUUACUAUUUCUUAACUCUAGAAGUUUAUGUUUUGCACUGAAACUAUGGCCUUAUUUCCUUUUAUUAGGCUUUGGAUUGCCAUCUUUAAUCACGGGAAUUUUAUUCCUUGCUGAUACCAAAAGCAUAAUGCCAAAAGCCAAGCAGAAUCCAAACUUUCAAUUUGGAAAUGUUCAAGCGAUUAUAUCUGUAUUUUUGCUAGUCAUGUGUUUUAUCGUAACAGUUGGAUGUCUCAUGCUGCAUCAACGAUAUAAACGAAGAUAUGAAAAAUAUAUUUCACUAUCCAAAGAAGUUGCAUCACCUGAUGUAGAAACUAUUACAACGGCAGCAAGUUCAACAACAAAUAUUGAGAGACUUGCACAUGUUGAUUCAAGUCUGAAUUUUGCUGUCAACAAUAACAUUAGGAGAAGACGAUCAGUGUCAUCAGAUGACGAUGAGAUUGUAAUUAAAGCAAAUGGAAAUGGUGGGUGUUCAGGCGAAGGUGGAGGGGAUGGAGAAUGUUGUUCUGCUGCACAGAAUAAAACACCGACACGUGUAAUUGAUAUUGAAGACUUGAUUCCAACGGGUUCAUCAACUUCUUCAGCUGUACAAGGAAAUGGACUGUGCUCUUCACAGUUUGGAUGUCCAACAUCUUCUCGUGAAGCAUGCCAGUCAAUGGUUCAGAGAUAUCAACAAGAUUCUAACUUUCCGCUCGAACCAAUUGAACAUAUUGAAACCAUUGACUCAUAUCAAGUCAUGCAGCAUACAGUGCUUUUAAUUCUUCUUCUAUGCUCUAUGUUUGUGAGCUUUGCUCUCACAAUAUGGACAUUGAUUAUGGAAGGAAUGUCUGGAAUUUAUGUUGAACUUUCAUUUUUAGAAGCAUUUUUGAAUUUUGGACAGAGCAUAAUAGUGCUUGCGUGCUUCAUUAGUGAUGCUGGUGAUCUUUUUGGACCAUUAACAGCAUUUGUAAGGAAAUUAUGGUACGGUGCUGAUGCUCUCAAAACCCCAUCGUGGGAUGAUCUCUCAGAUGAUACAAAACAUGUUUGUGAACAAUUUGCCACAUACCAUCUUGAAAGAUGCCGCAAAGCUAUUGCCAAAGAUAAAAGAUGGAGAAUUAAAGUAUAUAAAAAAGUUUUUUUCGGUUCACAGUUUGUUGAUUAUUUAAUAGAAGUUGGUCUCGCUAGUGAUAGAAUUGAGGCAGUUAAAUACGGUAAAAGACUGAUUGAUGGACGAAUUAUGCGACAUAUUAAUAAGUGUCAUCACUUUGCUGACAAGAAAUUAUUGUACACAUUUUGUAAUAGAUUGUAGUUAAUAACGAUGAUGUAGUGGACAUCAAACUAUAGACUAGAAUGUGAGACGAGUUUUUAAUGAAAUAUAAUAUUUAGAAAUGGUUCAUGCAUGGGCUUUCUUGUGUCUUAAAUAUAUUUUUAAGCUUUUUCACCUGUGGAUGAGUUCUCAGCACCAAUUAUUAAGAAACUCUAGAAAUUCACAUAACGACACCCUUGCAUGAAAUUAUUUUCUAUUAAAAAAGAUCUGUAAAUAUGCAACAAGUGACUUACGGAUUAUCAAAAAGUCAGUAAUUGUUAAAGUUAAAGACAGACCUAAACAAUAAGAAUUAUUUUUAAUUUUAUGUGAUAUAAUAGCUAAUUGCUUUGAACAAUGAAUUUUGAAUUAUUGUGACAAGACAGCCAUUCAUAUUUUUUUAAGCAAUAAAAUAUAAGAAUUAAUUAUUGCAACAGUUCAAAAUUCCCGAAUUUAAAAUAAAGUGAGCAGCCAUUCAUGUUUUCUUACUGAGAAAGAUUGAAUAUCGUGAUUUAUUGACUUUUUUGAAGACGAUCGCAUAAUAUACAAUUACUACUCACGAUUUGUUAUUAUUUUCUAAUAGGUCUAACAAGCUUUAUGAAUUAAAAGUCAUUAAAAGAUAUUAUAUUGAUGAAAAAAGAGAACCCCCUUCCGCAUUUGAAGCUAAAAUAAAAUAAAAUCAAGUUUCUUGAUUGAAAUAAAUACUAAAAUUUGCGGCUGACGACAAACAAUGAGGCUACAAUGAAAGCAUGAAUGACUGAAUACUAAUUGAGUAUGAAGCUUAAAUAAAUAAAUCAUCACUUAAAGAUGUGCUGAAUAUUAUUAAAUGUAUCUUUGCAACAUAAUUUAAUGAUAUUAUGCUAGUUCAAUGAAUCUAGUUUGGUACAGAUGAAUUAGGUUCUUGAAAAUUUGAACAAAUAUUACAAUUCAACCAGUUAAUAAUUGUAUGAUAAUAAAUCUGUAAGCAGAAAGUUAUUUUUUGAAUUUAAUUAUAUUUUUAAAACACAGAAAUAAAC